This is a messenger RNA of Hyaloscypha bicolor E, 1098 nucleotides long. RefSeq lists its product as uncharacterized. Lineage: Eukaryota; Fungi; Ascomycota; Leotiomycetes; Helotiales; Hyaloscyphaceae. The transcript has a single exon. Bases 287 to 838 code for a protein of 183 amino acids. The record is from RefSeq and is a predicted model, not a curated record.
GAUCUCUAGGAUGGCCAAUUGAGGACUUUAAAUCAAAAAUUUCCUUUUGCUUUUUCCCAGCCGUGUUUCUGUGCUUGCCUCGUGGGGCUGAAGGCUAAGAUUCGGAUGGCCCCGAAGCGUGGGAGGUCGUAUUGACAAGCGUCACUGCGUCAGCCAUGAACGGCAUUCCUGCACGUGAGCUGUAAUAUGCAGUACACUUUCCGUUUGAGUAUUCCAGUCGCCACAUGGCAAUCCCAAUCACAUCAACUGCUCCUGCAGGGAUGUAUUUUAUCACUGACGUUGAUGCAUGUGUCAUGUCAACCCUGGCGAGAGAGGAUGGGGAAGGGACAGGGCCAGUGCCAGCAAGGGGAGGGAAAGCUCCAAGGUAAAAUUUCGCCCUGCUCCCCCUCAUACUGUGUCAGUAUCAGCAUGGACAGGGCGACGGCGCGGCGGGCAUUCUGCACAACAUCUGCGAUCUCGGAGCGCCUGUGACAGGUUGAUUUUGACAAUUGGACUUGGCCUCCGACUCCGACUCCGACUCCAACUCCAACUCCAACUUCAACUCCAAGCGAGACGGUGCUCCCAGAAAGUCAGCCUGGCCAGCCUGGCCCGCCGCUUGCAGUCCCCCAACGCGGUCCACGCUCUGCGAGCCGGCUCCCGCUCUGCUGCAGCCUGCAGUGCUGCACCCCCAUCCCACGGCACUGUGCCAAGCCCCUGCGCUUUGCCCAAGGCUCCAAGCCCUCCGUCGCUUGCAUGCUCCUCAGCCUGCUCCUCAGAGGACCUUAAGCUUCCGCUCGCCCAGUCCCCUUAUCGCAGCUUCGGUGCUGGCCAGGGGCGCUCGUUAUCAAAACGGAUCUGACCAAUGGAAUUGCGUGGAGGUGGCCGCCAUGCAGAUCAUGUCUCUCUCGCUUGGCAAAUGGCGUUGGCACUAUGCCGCCACGGUCAUAGCUCCCCGCCUUGGAAGUGCCCGAUAGCAGGGAUGCCGCCAUAUAUUCAUUACGAGAAACAGCUCCAACAACGUCCUUAUCUUUGCAGAUGGACAGCAUCGCAGAGCUCAGAGGCCCAGAGCAGCGCUGACUUGCUGCUGUGACUGCGGCCCUGCAUGAGAUCCAUCUCUCC